This is a messenger RNA of Cercopithifilaria johnstoni, 924 nucleotides long. Lineage: Eukaryota; Metazoa; Nematoda; Chromadorea; Rhabditida; Onchocercidae. The record is from the annotation of a GenBank genome assembly.
AUGGUAGAUCUGUCAGAUGUGAAACUUCCGACAACACUUCUUCGAACGAUUAACUGUAAGCAGGCUGCCGUCAGAGCUGUUAGAUUUAACGUGGAUGGGAACUACUGCUUAUCGUGUGGUGCAGACAAAUCAGUGAAGUUAUGGAAUCCAUAUAAGGGAACGCUUUUAAAGACGUAUACAGGAACAGGAUGGGAGGUUUUAGAUGCUCAGGGUUCCAAUGAUAAUUCGAUGAUACUUGCUGGUGGCAUGGAUAAACAACUGACGGUGUUCGAUGUUGAAACCGGAAAAAUAAUACGACGGUGGAGAGGACACAAUGGUCAGGUUAACAGUGUGGCGUUCAAUGAAGAAUCGACGAUAGCAGUAUCUGCUUGCCAAGACGGCAUCGUACGUUGCUUCGAUAUUCGUGAUAAAAAUGCGCCCAUACAGCAGAUGGAUGAGGCCACAGAUGCUGUGUUAGCAGUUGAUGUUAGUUCGCAUGAGAUUGCGUCAGGUUCAGCUGACGGUAGUGCUCGAGUCUAUAGCAUUCGAGACGGAAAGUUAACUGAUGAUUUUCUCGGCGAUAGUGUUACAUCGUUGCAUUUCUCAGCGGACGGUCAGUGUUUACUUGCAUCUACCAAAGAUGGCUUCAUUCGACUGAUCGAUAAAAUGAAUGGACAGCUACUGGCGGACUACACAGGCCACGUAAAUACUGAAUAUCGGGUAGAAAGCUGUCUACUUUCAACUGAUGCACACGUUGUGAGCGGUUCCGAGGAUGCUCAUUUGUACAUAUGGAAUUUGAUUGAGAUGAAAAUACUGCAUAAGUUGCCGCAUCCAAAUUCCGUAGUGCAUUCGGUUAGUUCACAUCCAAAGAAGCCAGUUUUAUUAUCUUCAUCAGCAACAAAUAUGUUUCUAUGGGGCCUGCAAAAAGACGAUGAUUGUAUUUAA